Malurus melanocephalus (red-backed fairy wren) is the source of this 3009-nucleotide messenger RNA. Its product is annotated as serine/threonine-protein kinase PAK 6-like. Gene Ontology annotation, cellular component: cytoplasm. Gene Ontology annotation, molecular function: protein serine/threonine kinase activity; ATP binding. The annotation marks the transcript as partial. Lineage: Eukaryota; Metazoa; Chordata; Aves; Passeriformes; Maluridae. The record is from RefSeq and is a predicted model, not a curated record. Gene Ontology annotation, biological process: protein phosphorylation; intracellular signal transduction; regulation of MAPK cascade. The transcript is spliced from 6 exons.
UCCAACUUUCUGCCACUUUCUUCUUUGUUAUUCUCCAAGCCUAAUGCUUUCUUCAAGCCCCAGCAGUGGGGUUCCCCCCAGAGCCCUGCAGUCAAAGCCCAGUCUCUGCCUCCAGACCCACCCACAUCUGAGUUCCCCAGGAUGAUCCCCGAAGCUGGCACCCCCCAGAAGUCCCCAACAGCAGAGAAGGCUGUGGCAGUGCCACCAGGCCGGCCCUCCCCAGCAGGAUCCCCCAGGAACCGGCAGACCCAGACCAGUUCCAGCAACCUCCACCUGCCCCAGGACUCUGCUGGGAAGGGGCAGCCGGCCAGCGAGGACCCCGUGGUUGUGACCCACGAGCAGUUCAAAGCUGCUCUCAGGAUGGUUGUGGACCAGGGAGAUCCCAGGACAAUGCUGGAGAAUUACGUCAAGAUCGGGGAAGGCUCGACAGGAAUCGUGUGCAUCGCUCGGGAGAAGCACUCAGGGCGCCAGGUGGCCGUGAAAAUGAUGGAUCUGAGGAAGCAGCAGCGCCGGGAGCUCCUGUUCAAUGAGGUGGUGAUAAUGAGGGACUAUCAACACGUCAAUGUCGUGGAGAUGUACAAGAGCUACCUCGUGGGAGAGGAGCUCUGGGUGCUGAUGGAGUUCCUGCAGGGAGGAGCCCUCACAGACAUCGUGUCUCAGAUCAGGCUGAACGAGGAGCAGAUUGCCACAGUGUGUGAGUCGGUGCUGCAGGCUCUGUCCUAUCUCCACUCUCAGGGGGUCAUUCACCGAGACAUCAAGAGUGACUCCAUUCUUCUGACGCUGGAUGGGAGGGUCAAACUCUCUGAUUUUGGUUUCUGUGCUCAGAUCAGUAAAGAUGUACCUAAAAGAAAGUCCCUGGUAGGUACUCCUUAUUGGAUGGCUCCAGAAGUGAUUGCAAGGAUACCCUACACCACUGAGGUGGAUAUCUGGUCCAUGGGGAUCAUGGUGAUAGAGAUGGUAGAUGGAGAACCCCCCUACUUCAGUGAUUCUCCAGUCCAGGCAAUGAAGAGACUCCGUGACAGCCCUCCUCCUAAACUGAAAAACUUCCACAGGACCUCCCCAGUUCUGAGAGACUUCUUGGAAAGGAUGCUGACACGGGAUCCCUUGGAAAGAGCAACGGCACAGGAGCUUCUAGAUCACCCCUUUUUGCUCCAGACAGGACUUCCAGAGUGCUUGGUGCCCCUUAUCCAACAGUACAGGAAGCGCACCUCCACCUGCUGACUUUAUGAGGGGAAGCUCUAGGGAAAAGGAAUGUUUAUAAAAAAUAUAUAUAUAUAGAAAAGAUUAAGAGCCCAGGCAGUCUUGACCUGUGAAUGGUGCUUGGAACUUGCCAGUGACUGUUUUGGAGGACGAAUGUGAAUCCUAUCUGUGCAUCCUCAGCCUUCUGUGGCUUCUCCUUUGCUGAAGACAAUCAAUACAGACUAGAUCUAAGUGAGACCAAGUCUGUCUCAAGGAUAAAGCGGGUAUUCCAUGGCUCGGGGAUCACUGCUGCCAAAGGAUGGCAUUCGAAAGUGGAAUCUGAAGUUGUGUGUCUGAAUGUCUGUGAGUUUCUGCACGCCCUGGCUGCUGACUACUGAGCUGGAAAGGUAUUUCCCAUUUAGAAAUGUGAUCUUUGUUUCCUUCAUUGUACACUGGAGCCGUGAGCUGACUCAUUUGGGGCACAGACCCCUUUAAACUCUCAAUGCACAAAGACUUGACUUUUUUUUUUUCCUCUGAGACCUUUUCACACAUGAUUUUAAUUACCUUUGGGAAACAUGGACCUAGAAACCUUCACACUCUUCCUUAGGGAACAGAUGUGAUAUGUAUAUAUUUGUUUCUAAGUGGCUCUCUUGCAUCAACAUGCUUCUCUUUUGCUGCAGAGUAUGUAUUUAGUGGUCAAUCUUGAAUCCAUUUCAUGUUUUUAAACUUUUGGAGAGGGGAAACCCUUGGAUAUAGGCCUCAAAGAGACUCCAUGAAGACUAGGUGCUCUUGCCACCAGGAUCUUAUGGUUGAAAAUUCACCAUCUGCAACACCUCAUGUACUGGUUGGAAUGUGAACAGCGUGUUCCUCUGAUUGGUUUCCAGGCACCUUGCUUUCCCAGUCCUUUCUCCCAGGAGAGGCUGAGAAAUGCUGCCCUAAGGCAGCAUUUUGGGUAGCAUUUUGGGGAUGCUGCAGGAGACUGACUGGAAAAGUUUGAGCUGUCCUGCAUAUCCCACGAUUGAUUUUUGUGUUCAUGUGCUGCUGUCUGGCUAUUGGUCUGCCCUUCCCCAUCAUCCCUUUACAUCUGGAAGGUUUUYGGUUGUUGAAAGAGCUCUUUCAGUUAUUUUCACAUAAUUUUAGGUAUUUUGUAUGCUGCACUCUCUGAUCAGUGAGAUCCUCAAGGUAAUUGGACUCUACGUUGGUAUUAACAUUGUACAGUGAUGGUGUGUGUUGUUGUGAGGUCUCAAGAAUAUAUUCCUACAUGUGGAACUGGGAUCUUGUUUUGAAACUCCAGAUACCAAGAUAUUGGAAUUUAAGUUAUUCUCAGGACAGUCCUGCUGUGUCUCAGAAACUGACCUCAGAACUGCAUUUUCUUCAAAAGAUGUUUAUAACUUCUGUCCUCUGCUAUUUGCUCCAUAUACAGAUCCUGCUUCAAAAUUGAAGCCACGGUUGAUUACUUGAAAUAAUUUGGGAUGGAAUUCAUCUGCACUGCUGCCAGCUGUCAAAGGGUGGGCACCCAGAGCAUGUAGGUUCACUCUGUAGCCCACGGGAGAGGAACAACCCCCGAGGGAACAACUCUGGGGGUGGUUCAUCCCUUGGCUCAGACACCUGCUGAAGGAGGAAAUAGUCUCACCCCAUGGCCUGCAGAGAGGUUGUAUAGUCUGGAUGUCUAAGUUUGGGACUGGUGGAGUUGGUUGAAAUUAAUUGGCUAAGCUCCUCCUUAGCUGCACUGGAAAAUUUUUGAUGUAAAAUGUUUCUGUAUUCCAGAUAUAUUCCUUUUUUAAUGCAAAAAMGCAGGGCUUGGAAAAGAUUUAUAAUUUGAAACAAACA